AUGUCAUUAUCCGCCGAGAACAAGCCCAUACAUACAAUCCUCCUCGAUGCCUCCCCGAUCCUCUUGAACACACCAUCGAUAUCGACGCUGACCGCGACAUGCAAUACACUUGUGACCACUUCUGCAGUCAUAUCCGAAAUCAAGGGCGAAGAAGCACGCAAUCGUUUCGAGACACUCUAUAAGCCGUUCAUUGAAAUCCAUACACCCAAACCAGAGAGCAUAAAGUUAGUGCGGGACUUUGCGAGGCGGACAGGUGAUCUAGCUGUGCUUAGUGCAACUGAUAUUGAGGUCCUUGCACUAGCUUACGAACUCGAAUGCGAGCGCAAUGGUGGGGACUGGAGAUUGAGGAGUGUGCCUGGUCAGAAGAGGGUCAAUGGCGCUCCUCCUAAGAAGGAAGAACAAUUGGCGAUAGUGCAGGGUGACGACGCUCCAUCAGUGGCAGACACAACCCGCGAUGCUGCCGGAACAGCUGGGGAGGACAAGAGACUCGAAGAGACUACUGAGGGUUUGCGUGCUGCAACACUCGAGAGUGCUGUCCUAGGACAACAACCACAAGAAGAGUCUGUGCCUCUUCAAGCGAAAGAUGAGGUUGAAGAGAUACUAAAGCCAGAAGUGGAUGGAGUACCUGAGCUGGAGGAAGACAACUCAGCAGAUUCUGACGACGGUUGGAUCACACCAUUGAACAUCAAACGUAGGAAGGCGAAAGACGAAGGCGCAGCAGACACGAAAGACCAACCACAAAAGACGUUGCAAGUAGCCACAAUGACAGGUGAUUUUGCCAUGCAGAAUGUCCUUCUUCAGAUGAACCUGAAUCUUCUGAGCACCAAGAGCUGCAAACGAAUCACCAAUAUCAAACAGACUAUCUUCCGCUGUCAUGCAUGCUUCCAGACUACCAGAGACAUGAGCAAACAGUUCUGUCCUCGAUGCGGUAAGCCCACGCUGACGAGAGUGACAUGCACAACCAACGACAAGGGUGAGGUCAAGUUGCAUCUGAAAGCAAAUUAUCAGUGGAAUAACAGAGGAAACGUUUAUUCUGUACCGAGGCCAACUGCAGGAACUGCCAACCAGAAAUGGAAAGGACCUAAAUCUGGUGGUGGUCAAAGUGGUUGGGGAAAUGAUCUGAUACUGACGGAGGAUCAGAAAGAAUACCAGCGUGCUGUCAAGGGCCAGCAAAGAUCAAGGCAGAAGGACCUGAUGGAUGAAGACAGUCUGCCGGGUAUCUUGACUGGUCAGCGAAGUAGUGCAGGUCGGAUACAAGUAGGCGCUGGAAAGAGCAUUAAUUCGAGGAAGCGGUAA
Molecule: messenger RNA, 1296 nt
Organism: Lithohypha guttulata
Lineage: Eukaryota; Fungi; Ascomycota; Eurotiomycetes; Chaetothyriales; Trichomeriaceae
Gene: nob1
Product: 20S-pre-rRNA D-site endonuclease nob1
Exons: 1
Coding region: 1-1296 (431 amino acids)
Biological process (GO): maturation of SSU-rRNA; ribosomal small subunit biogenesis
Cellular component (GO): preribosome, small subunit precursor
Molecular function (GO): RNA endonuclease activity
Source: RefSeq, a predicted model, not a curated record